AUGGACGGCGCCGCCGCCGAGGAGGAAAAUAGUGGGUCUGGGUUCGACUUUGGUUCGUUUGCGGGAGAGGCAGAGCGCAGUAAACGUGAGCCAAAGCGGACGGUGUUCAAUCGACCGGCGAAGAAACCUACGGAUCCAUACUUUGUCCGCACGGCUGCGGACGAACUACAGGUUCCAGAGAAAAGCAGGUCGCCUUCGCCUGCGCCCUCGAUCGAGCCUCAUCCUCAGAGCCAGAGCCAAAGCCAGCCUGAGACCGCUGAAGAUAAUAAUCCAAUCGUGACCGAGACCACGCUGAACAAGAUGAAAGCCGCGUACAUGAAGGCCAAACUACGAAAAGCCGCAAACGCAGCCGAUCUAGAGCAAGAAUACAACGCCGCCCUCGAAUCAUUCAAUCACCGCACCGGCCGCGGCAGCAGCAACACCGGAGGCAACCGCGUCGAAGUGCUCUCGAUGAUGGACACGCGCGGCGUGCUUUCGGCGCCGAGCAAACCCGAAGACGAGAUGACGAUCGCGGAGAUGGUCGCGGAGGAAAAGCGGUCGCGCGGAUUCGCCCCUGGCAGCAGCAGUAGCGAAGGCCGGAAGCUAGCUGACCGAAUCGGGCACGACAAGCUGUUCAAAGACGACCUCGAGUACAUGGACGAGAACGCGGAGAAGCUCGCGCGAAGGAUAAGCAAGAAGCAGAUUGAUUUGAAAAACACGGCGAUCGACGAGGUCCAUAAGCUUAAUCAUAUUCUUGAUACUUGUCCGUUGUGCCAUAAGGACUCUGCGCCGCCGAUCGCGCCGGUGGUGGCGAUGGGGACGAGGGUCUAUUUGUCGCUGCCGACGAUGCCGCAGCUUAGUCCUGGGGCGGCUAGUAUCGUGCCCAUCGCGCACCGUCGGUCUUCGCUAGAGUGCGAUGAUGAUGAGUGGGAUGAGAUUAGAAACUUCAUGAAAUGCCUAGCCCGCAUGUACCACUCGCAAAAACGAGGCGUGCUCUUCUACGAAAACGCCGCAAACAUGAGCCGCCGCCGGCACGCCUCGAUCGAAGCCGUCCCGAUGCCUUACGAGCUUGCAUCUACAGCCUCCGCGUACUUCCGCGAAGCGAUCCUCUCGUCCGACGAAGAAUGGAGUUCGCACCAAAAAAUCAUCAACACGCUCGAGCGCGCGACAAAAGGCGGACUCGGAAAACGCGCGUUCAGACAGAGUCUGGUGAAGGAGGCGCCGUAUUUCCAUGUCUGGUUCACGCUCGAUGGCGGGUAUGGGCAUAUCAUCGAGGACGCGGAUCGGUGGCCGACGGGGGAUUUGUUUGCGAGGGAGGUUAUUGGCGGGAUGUUGGAGCUCGAGCCGGACGUGAUUAAGCGGCAGUCGAGGUGGAAACGCGAGCCGGAUCCGCGGAUGAAGGGGUUUAGGCAGAUGUGGGAUAAGUUUGAUUGGACGAAGCAGCUACAGGAUCCGGAGGCGGAGACGAAGUUCUAA
Myxozyma melibiosi is the source of this 1455-nucleotide messenger RNA. Its product is annotated as CwfJ C-terminus 1-domain-containing protein-like protein. Gene Ontology annotation, cellular component: post-mRNA release spliceosomal complex. The transcript has 2 exons. The record is from RefSeq and is a predicted model, not a curated record. The coding region runs from base 1 to 1455 and encodes 484 amino acids. Gene Ontology annotation, biological process: mRNA splicing, via spliceosome. Lineage: Eukaryota; Fungi; Ascomycota; Lipomycetes; Lipomycetales; Lipomycetaceae.